AUGGCAAAUUCAAAGAAAAAUAGUAGUUGGCUAAUGUCAUCAUUUGAUUGUGAACCUAUUAAGAAAACACCGAAAAAUAAGCGUAAUAUUUCACAAGCAUUAGAAACUAGUGAUUUGCAAAUUUCAAGUGCUUAUGAUAUAAUUCCCAAGAGAAAAAAUACUGGUGGUUUAUCAAGAUUGUUAGAAGCUUGUGAACCACGUAUUCCUCCUGAAUUAGCAAUCAGCAAGCAAAAACGGCAAGAGAUCUUAGAUUGGUUACAAUAUAAAGUAAAAAAAGGCAGACCUGCUGUGUUAGUUUUAGCUGGUCCAUCUGGUUGUGGAAAAACAGCAGCUAUAAGAGUUCUUGCUAAAGAAAAUGGUUUCCACAUUACAGAAUGGAUUACUCCUAUUGACCAAAUUAUGGAUGAAAACAACAGAGUAAUGAGACAAGGAGAUAGAUUUGAAGAAUUUUUAAUUAGAGCUACUCGAUAUAGUUCAGUUUUACAUAAUUAUUCUAGUCGUUUACUACUUGUGAAAGAUUUUCCAAAUGUCUUUUAUACAGAUAAAGAGAGCUUCUUUUCUCUUUUGGAAAAAUACUUUGAAAUGGGAAGAGAACCAAUAGUCUUUAUAUGUUCAGAAGGAGGCCAUUCAAAAUUGCUUCAAGUAUUAUUUCCUCCUAAUAUAAGAGAAAAAUUUGGUAUUGAUUUAAUUAAUGUAAAUUCUGUUACACAAGCUGCAAUGAAAAAUGCAUUAAAAAGAGUAGUUGGUAUUUUAAAUUCAGUUGGUGGGCAUAUGUUACAUGUUUCACAACAUAAAGUUGAUGAAAUAUUAUCAAAUAGUAUAGGAGAUAUUAGAAAUGUUUUGUUAAAUCUUAUUUUUAUUUCAUUAAAAGUACCUGAAGAACAAAAACAUAAAUGUAACAUUCGAGAAGAGACUUUAGGGCUUCUUCAUGGCAUUGGACGAGUAAUUAAUCCAAAAAGAAUUCAAACUGAAGAUAAGUGGAAAUUUGCACACGAUCCUGACGAGAUAACAGCCUUUUUUCAAUCACAAGCAACAGUAUUUUUGAACUUUCUCCAAGAAAAUUAUUUAAAUACCAUAAAAGAAAUAGAGAAAGCAGAUGCUUGCGCAAAUAUUUUAAGUUUAGCAGACGUUUUAAAUUCUGAGUGGCGAGAUCCUAAUUUAGCUAAAAUUACGUUAUCGUAUUGUAUCCGAGGUGUAAUGGUAACAAAUGAAAAGCCAGUUUCAGGAUGGAAUCCAGUAAGAAAACCACCAAAUGAUCGAAUUGUUGUACAAAGAUGUCAAGCAAUAGCUGAAGUUAAAUGGUAUGAAUCUAUCAUCAAUUUAAAACCGAAAAAUACAAUAGAAAUGCCGAUUACUGAUAUCGAAGAAAUUAUUGAAUGA
This is a messenger RNA of Eufriesea mexicana, 1380 nucleotides long. RefSeq names its product Rad17 checkpoint clamp loader component (gene Rad17). Gene Ontology annotation, biological process: mitotic DNA replication checkpoint signaling; DNA repair; DNA damage checkpoint signaling. The transcript is spliced from 9 exons. Bases 1 to 1380 code for a protein of 459 amino acids. Gene Ontology annotation, molecular function: DNA clamp loader activity; chromatin binding. The record is from RefSeq and is a predicted model, not a curated record. NCBI's taxonomy places the organism in Eukaryota, Metazoa, Arthropoda, Insecta, Hymenoptera, Apidae.